Molecule: messenger RNA, 520 nt
Organism: Octodon degus (degu)
Lineage: Eukaryota; Metazoa; Chordata; Mammalia; Rodentia; Octodontidae
Gene: Timm10
Product: translocase of inner mitochondrial membrane 10
Exons: 3
Coding region: 152-424 (90 amino acids)
Biological process (GO): protein insertion into mitochondrial inner membrane
Cellular component (GO): mitochondrial inner membrane
Source: RefSeq, a predicted model, not a curated record
CUUCCCUUCCGGAAGUGAUCCACGUGCUUCCGGCGUGUUUUCCCCGAGCACCCGGCAAGUUUGUACAGUAGUUUUUGCCCGCAAUUGGCGGCGCCCCGGCGCUGUGACCCGCUGCCGACCGUGAUCCAGGUCUCCCACGGGGCUGGGCUCGAUGGACCCGCUCAGGGCCCAGCAGCUGGCGGCGGAGCUGGAGGUGGAGAUGAUGGCCGACAUGUACAACAGAAUGACCAACGCCUGCCACCGCAAGUGCGUGCCCCCCCACUACAAGGAGGCGGAGCUGUCCAAGGGCGAGUCAGUGUGUCUGGAUCGGUGCGUCUCCAAGUAUCUGGACAUCCACGAGCGCAUGGGCAAGAAGCUGACUGAGCUGUCCAUGCAGGACGAGGAGCUCAUGAAGAGGGUGCAGCAGAGCUCGGGGCCUGCGUGAGGUGGGCGGCGGGCGCCUGGCCAUCCCCAGGGUGGCGGUCACUGGCGUGGCCAAGGCUGUGUGUAUAUGUGUAUAUAUUAAAUGUGCUUUACAGGC